CUCGUCACAGUACGUACAACUGAAGUCCGCGAGGGUGGAAGUGUGGAUUCAUUCAGCCAAAGUGAUAAUGGAGGGGGAAGAGAUGGAGAUGAGCAAAGAGGAGCUCCAGAGGUGGCUCAGACAGAGGAUAAAGAAGAACGAGCUGAUCACCUCAGAUGUGCUAGAGAAAUGCAAACUGCUACAAUCUGUUUUGGAAAGGAGGGAGAGACAGGCUGCCCUCCUCCUGAAGCUCUGCAAGUCAGUGUCAGCAUGUGAAUCGGUUGUGAAGACUCUAUACUCGUUGCUGGGGUGGGAAUACAAAGAGACGGAUUCCCAUAAUGAAGAAAAUACAUCAGAUUGUGGAAAUACAGUCCCCAACUCUCCAAGUCCUCCUGACCCUACUCCUAAACUACAGGACAGUGAGAAACUACAUGGAGAUGAACGGAAAAAAUUCUGUACUCCUGAACUACAGGGCAGUGAGAACCUAUGUGAAGAUAAUGGCAAAAAAAUCUCUAUCUGUCUCUUUCGAAAGAGAAAACCAGUGGUGGCCUUGACCAGACUUUCUGAAAGUGAGAUCCAGUCUUUACUUCAUCCAGCGCCCCAGAGUAGAGAUGGUGAAGAUGAAUCCUUACACAAUUCGGAUUCUGAUAUGCAGUGGGAACCAGGAGAUGACUCGAGUGAUUCUGAUUAUUCCAUCUCAAGUACUAACAGCCGGCCAAGCAAGAGAAGAAAAAUGGAUCAAAAGAAUAAAAAACUUGUCAAGACUCAUGCAUCACCUGAAGCCAGUACAAAUAGCAAUGCUAAGAGCAACAAAACGAAAACAUCAGCACACCAAGCAAGUGCCAGUACUGAUGCUAAGGUCAACGUGAAGAAAACAUCUCCACCCCAAGAAAGUGCCAGUACAAAUGCUAAUGUCAGUGUAACAAAAACCUCAACACCGCCAGCAAACAGCAAAGAAGUAUACCCUGUCAUAGUAUCUACUCUUUGCCAGUCCUCUGAUGGAGAUACCAAGACCCCUCCCAAAGGGCCACUAGGAGAGCUCGUUGUGAACAUGAAUGUUAUGGCCAGAAAGAGCCCCAUGAGCUGGAGGCCAGGGAAAAUCGUGGAAAUAAUAACAAUGGAAGAUGGUAGGUUGAAAUACAAGAUCAAUUUUGAGGAGAAGGGGAAGAGCCGCGUCUCUGGUCACCACAUUGCCUUUGACUACAUGCCAAAUGUGGAUCAGCUGUUUGUCGGCGCUCGUGUGGUGGUCAAGCGUAAAGUUGAGGAGCGCCACUUCAGCCCUGGUAUCAUGGCAGAGCUCCCCAGUAGAAAAAACCGUAUGAGGUUCCUGGUCUUUACUGAUGAUCACAAACCGCUCUAUGUUGGCUUACCUCUACUUCGCCUUGUGAGCAGACCACUGGAGGACCCUUUGGAUGAUAUUCCAGAUGGCAACCACAAGGAUUUCAUGAGGCGGUAUAUGGAGGCUUGGCCUUACCCACCUCUGACCCAGUACAGGGUUGGACAGACAGUCAAUGCAGAGCUCGAUGGAGUCCUACAGAGGUGUGAGGUGCUGGUAGUCGACUGCAGCUUGAUGGAGAUUCUUGUUGCGGCAGAUCAACAUAAGGAGUGGAUCUACCGAGGAUCCACAUGCUUGCAACACAUAUUUAAUAUGAACAAGAUUUUGGAGGUGAAAAAGGGGGAGAAGCAGAAGAAUAAAUCUCUCACAGUCAAAGAAUCAUCCAAAUCGGCAUGCUGAUGGGACCGUGAAUGUGUAACGAGAACUGGUGCUGGUUGCUCUUAUAAUUUUUUUUUAUUUUUAUUUUUUAAUAUACUUUAUUAAUCCCCCUGAGGGGAAAUUCAAUUUUUUUCACUUUUACUAAUAACCAAUAUGGCUGUUUUUACAAGUUCCAGAGGGGGAGCAAGAUUACACUGGCUCAUUACUUCUUCCUGUGGUCACUACUGCUGCUGUUCAGAUCAGACAUGCUUGAUAUUAGUGACAGGCAUCAGAUCCUGUAACUGUGGAGCAUUUGACUGUGGCCAUGAAGCCAAAAAUGGCCUCACAGUUCAGUGUAGUUAUAGUAUGUUCUGCUUAAGAUUUUAUCUCCGUGGAGUGACUGAAAACUAUUAAACUGUCUCGAAACAGUAAGAUAAUGCAUUUUUGUUUUACAAAUGUAUCUGUAUCAUAUUUUUUGUGUUCUUGAAUAAAAAUGUCUUAUUGUCUUAA
Molecule: messenger RNA, 2182 nt
Organism: Epinephelus lanceolatus (giant grouper)
Lineage: Eukaryota; Metazoa; Chordata; Actinopteri; Perciformes; Serranidae
Biological process (GO): negative regulation of gene expression; heterochromatin organization
Cellular component (GO): nucleus
Molecular function (GO): histone H3K9 methyltransferase activity
Source: RefSeq, a predicted model, not a curated record